AUGAUUGAUCUGGCGAGUGCUUUUCAUCAGAGUCCAGUCGCCCUUGCGGACAUCCCUGAAACCGCCGUCACCACACCCUUCGGUCUAUUUGAGUUCGUCCGCAUGCUGUUUGGUCUUCGUAAUGCCGCUCAAAAGUUCAAAAGGUUCAUUAACCAUGUCUUACGUGGCCUACCCUUUGUGUACGCCUACAUUGAUGACCUCUUGAUGGCCAGCCGGAAUGAAGAAGAACACAAAGAACACCUUUCCUUGGUGUUUGACCGCCUUGACAAGUUUGGCGUUGUCAUCAACCCCUCCAAGUGCGUGAUGGGUGUGCCUUCGCUGGAGUUCCUUGGCGAUAAGGUCGAGUCUGAAGGUUUGCGUCCCCUCCCCUCCAAGGUUGAAGCAGUUCGUAAUUUUCCUCCUCCAACUUCCAAGCGUCAGUUACAGCGAUUCCUCGGCAUGGUCAAUUUUUACUGUCGGUUCCUACCAAACUCUGCUGACCUCAUGCUGCCGCUCACCAACAUGCUUUCUUGUCCCAAAGGUCCCCUCGAGCUAACUGGUGAAGCACUGACAGCUUUUGAGAGAAGCACGAAUUCCCUUGCUGAUGCUACCUUACUCACACAUCCCGCUCCCGAAGCUCAGCUGUCUCUGAUGGUAGAUGAUUCGACCGUAGCCGUAAGUGCAGUCCUUCAACAACGCAUUGCUGGUUCGACUCGACCACUUGGCUUUUUCUCCAAAAAGCUCUUACCAGCUGAGACACGCUACAGUACCUUUGGCCGUGAAGUACUUGCCACUUACCUGACUGUGAAGCAUUUCCGGCAUUUCCUUAAUACUCAGUCGUGCAACCCAAAUUUAUGA
Molecule: messenger RNA, 837 nt
Organism: Spirometra erinaceieuropaei
Lineage: Eukaryota; Metazoa; Platyhelminthes; Cestoda; Diphyllobothriidea; Diphyllobothriidae
Source: the annotation of a GenBank genome assembly